Molecule: messenger RNA, 376 nt
Organism: Plectropomus leopardus (leopard coralgrouper)
Lineage: Eukaryota; Metazoa; Chordata; Actinopteri; Perciformes; Serranidae
Source: RefSeq, a predicted model, not a curated record
CUCCACGGCUACAUGGACAGUGAGCCACUGACCCUGCAGCUGUUCAUAGGCACAGCUGACGACAGGCUGCUGAGGCCCCACGCCUUCUACCAGGUCCACCGCAUCACCGGGAAGACAGUGUCCACCCCGAGCCACGAGGCCAUGCACAACAACACCAAGAUCCUGGAGAUCCCACUGCUGCCAGAGAACAACAUGCGGGCCAUAAUCGACUGCGCAGGGAUCUUGAAGCUGCGUAAUUCAGAUAUUGAGCUGAGAAAGGGGGAGACUGACAUCGGACGCAAGAACACACGUGUGCGGAUGGUUUUCAGAGUUCACAUCAAUCAGGCCACAGGGAGGACGGUGUCCUUGCAGGUGUCAUCCAACCCCAUUGAGUGCU